UGACAAGACAUUCAGUAGUAAACAUGGAGGAGAGAGAAGCACUGAAGAGGGAAAUUGAACUUUUACAAAAUCUCAUCAAUACUCACAAGAGUGUCCAUGGAGACGCUCCAUUUGCAAGAGAUGAGCAUAGGCGUCCAGAAGCUCCAACAUCAGCCCGGGGAAGAGGUCGCAGCACAUCUGUCCAUCAUCAUGACAGCUCCAGAGGGAGACAGUUAGCUCCUCACAGCCGUGGAAGUUGGAGGAAAACAUACUCCCUGAGCAACAAGAACCCCCAGUCCUCUGUAGUACACACAUCAGCUUCUACCUCCUCUGAUGGACAGUCCCAAAGUGUAUCUCACAGCACCUCACUGCCCAGUCACAGCAGAGGAGAGAAGAGGGAUACAAUCACAACUGCCGCUUCAUCAUUAGGGGAAGUCGCAACAGAGAAAAAACACAGUGAUACUCUUAGAAAAACCGGUGCAGCUGUUUAUCAGCAUGAAGAUGAAAAAGGCACUAGUGUUCAACACGAAAAGCUUCAGGGACGGACGCCAGCAAUUCAGGAUAGGACCGAAACCAGGCGUGUUCUCCUGCCUAAAGAGAAAAAUAAUGCUUCUGCCGAAGUGGCGCCUUCAGUCGAGUCCAACACCCUGACCAGUUUGCAGAGCAACCCUCAAGCACAGAUCAAACCCUCCCUGACGAGCAAAACCUGCACUGGGACUAAACUGACUGCUACUACGAUAAAAUUAGCAACUCUUACAACUGGUAAUGCCAUACCACCUCUCUCUGGGCUUUCAGAAGUAUCAAAACAACCGUCUGUCAACCCCACAAAUCAAUCCAGCAAGGGCCAGGCGGGUGCAUCUUUUAUGGAAAAUUCCAAAUUCACUUGGAUCAAAAGCCAGACGGAGAAAAAAGUGGAGCACAAACAAGCUAGCUCCAUUCCGUCACCCAAAGGCAAAGCUGUGACUGUUGCCCCGCCAUCAAUUUCAAAAGCUGGGGUCGCAGGUGCAAGCCCCCCCAUUUUGGCAAUCAGUAAGAAAACGCCUACUAAGAAGUUACCUCGAAAGAUAAGCUCCGCCAAUAUAACCCCAAAGACUUCCAAGUACAAAUGGGUCUCCUCCUCGGCUGGAACCCAGGCUAGAAUCCCUCGAAAGUCACUAUCGCCAAAAUCCAUGUUUGUAGCACAGAGGGCCGUAGAGAAGGGAGAGACGACCAAGAAACCCAGAGCAGCCUCCACUCCCUCUCCUAAGAUCAAAAAGGGAAUUGCGGGCUCCUCUCCCAACUCCUCACUGAGCAGCCGUUAUCGCUGGAAGGCUGGAGGCUGGAGUUCCUCUGCUGCAGCGACUGGAGUGGCAGCAGUAGCCCGUCGUAGAUCUGCCUUCCAUUGGACGUCUGAAAAAAACAACAAAGGCGUGAAAGGAGGGCUCGUUGUCUCCCCGUCUGUAACCCAACGCAUCUCCCUGAUGCCCUCCUCCUCGCCUGCUGGGUUCAAGCUCCGCAGCAGGAUGAAAAUCAUUCGGAGGUCUACUACUAGUGGAGCUGGUUCAGAGAAGGGGGGCAGCCCGUCAGCGGUACUGAAGUACUCCCCCCGUGGUCGGACGCACAGCAACGCCAGGAGUCCCACAGGAGGACGGAGGACGCCCUCCAGGGAGCUGGUGUCUUUUGGUAGGCACAAGUUGAGGCGGCUCUCCCCCACAUCAACAAAGACAGCAUGGGGAUCGCAGCAACCAUACAGUCCCGCCUCCUCCUCUCACCGUAGCCCCGCCUCUACUCGGGUGUUCAGGACACGCUACAAGAUGGUGACCCGCCCGGGCUCCGCCAGCACGGCACACACCCUCCACUACAACCCUGCCCUGUCUUGGAGAGCUAAGAGGAUCCAGUCUGCCAGGUAA
Molecule: messenger RNA, 1868 nt
Organism: Notothenia coriiceps (black rockcod)
Lineage: Eukaryota; Metazoa; Chordata; Actinopteri; Perciformes; Nototheniidae
Product: hyphal wall protein 2-like
Exons: 5
Coding region: 24-1868 (614 amino acids)
Source: RefSeq, a predicted model, not a curated record